AUGACGGAUAAGCCGAUUGUGCCGGACCCGGAUUUGCAUCUGGCGGCCGAGCCGUAUGCUCCUGAGGACUGGCAGUCGUAUCAGGCACUGAAAAAUACCGAUUCUUUUGUUCCUUCGGAUGAGCAGCAAUUCGAGGCUUAUGAAGCUGGUCACAUCACCGCUGUACUCAUGGAGUCAGACCGGCCGAAUCCGCUGUUCAGGGCCCCGGUCGGCCCUAACCCACAUCAUAUCCUCGACGUUGGAACUGGAAAGGGUUCGUGGGCAAUUGAUGUCGCCGACAUGUUUCCAAGUGCAACCGUCCGCGGCGUUGAUCUUUUCCCACCCCCCGUCUCUUGGGUGCCUCCAAACUGCAUUCUUGAGAUUGACGACGUGUUACAAGAGUGGACCUGGCAACAGCCAUUUGAUUUGAUUCAUAUGCGGAUUCUUGACGCUGCUUUUACUUAUGAGGAGCAAGAGAGGUUAUAUCAACAGUGCUUCGAAAACAUCCGCCCGGGCGGCUGGAUAGAACAACUCGAAAUGUCACCCGAUUUCCUGUCUGACGAUGGAAGUCUUCCUCUGGAUAGUCUUGCUGCUAAUUUGGGCCAAACUUGUGUCCGCGCUGCCGCGAAGUCUGGCCGACCCAUGGAUCUAUACUACCGAUGCAGAGAGCUGAUGGAAAAAGCCGGAUUUACUGACAUUCAAGUCCACGAAUGCAAGUGGCCACUCGGUCCUUGGGCGCGCGACAAGCAGCUCAAGGAGGUUGGAACUGUAAACUUUGCCCAAUGGGCUGCCGGUAUGGAGGGAUAUGCUAUGUAUCUUCUGACAAAAUAUGGAGAUCCGGAGCCAUGGUCGAAGGAAGAGGUUAUGGUCUACGUCGCGAAAAUCAGGAAUGAAUUGGCUAAUCCUCGCCACCAUGUCUACCAUAGAGCGCAAGUUUUGGUCUUCUUUUAA
Penicillium daleae is the source of this 930-nucleotide messenger RNA. Its product is annotated as class I SAM-dependent methyltransferase. The transcript is spliced from 9 exons. Lineage: Eukaryota; Fungi; Ascomycota; Eurotiomycetes; Eurotiales; Aspergillaceae. The record is from RefSeq and is a predicted model, not a curated record. Gene Ontology annotation, molecular function: methyltransferase activity. Bases 1 to 930 code for a protein of 309 amino acids.